Molecule: messenger RNA, 4710 nt
Organism: Botrytis fragariae
Lineage: Eukaryota; Fungi; Ascomycota; Leotiomycetes; Helotiales; Sclerotiniaceae
Product: putative class v protein
Exons: 22
Coding region: 1-4710 (1569 amino acids)
Biological process (GO): carbohydrate metabolic process
Molecular function (GO): chitin binding; hydrolase activity, hydrolyzing O-glycosyl compounds
Source: RefSeq, a predicted model, not a curated record
AUGCCGUUUCCAUUCUCCAGGCUAUAUUUGCCUGUGACACUCCUUUUGAUAUCUUUACUUGUCCUUUCAAGAUCCUACCCUGAAGUGGGAUCUUAUUUCAAGUCACACUCAUUUGAUGUUGAUGUCUCGUCAGUGGAAGAUACUGGUGCACCAGUUCAUCACGCAGAUCUUUUCCUUCGCCAAACUACCACUGCUUCGAAUACGUCAACGGGCUCAGGCACGUAUACCUGUGGCCCAGACUCCCCUUGCACCAACGGAGCUUGCUGCGGUGAAAGUGGUUGGUGUGGUUACGGAACCUAUUGUGGCGACGGUUGCCAGUCUAAUUGUGACGCUACAGCUGCCUGUGGUCAAUAUGCUGCAAGUGCAGGCCAGACGUGCCCUCUAAACGUUUGUUGUUCAGAAUUUGGCUUUUGCGGAACUACUAGCGACUUCUGUGGCACAGGAUGUCAAUCUGAUUGCUCCCAACCACUACCUAAUUCAGUCCCCGGCAAUGUUCAAAGUAGAGUCCUUGGCUACUGGGAAAGUUGGAAUUCACAGAAUCCAUGUGGUACCAUGACUCCUGGUGAAAUUCCAGCAGCCUUGCUUACCCAUUUAUAUGUGGCUUUCGCCUACAUCACUGCCGACUACGAUAUUACUAACAUGGAUGGAGUGGCCUCAGAAAUCUAUCAGAAUGUAGGCAACGUGAAAUCUAAAAAUCCCGAUCUCAAAAUCCUCAUUUCCAUUGGUGGUUGGGCUUUCGACCAAUCCAUCUUUUCGAACAUGGUUUCUUCCUCAGGGACUCGCGCAACUUGCAUCCAAAACGUUCUCAACUGGCUUGGUGAGUAUGGCUAUGAUGGAGUAGAUUUUGAUUGGGAAUAUCCCGGUGCAUCGGACCGCAGCGGAGUUCCUGCAGAUACGGAAAACUAUGUGUCUUUUCUCCAGGAGUUACGAGCAGCUAUCACAGCCGCCGGAAAGGAAUAUAUUGUCACUUUUACAGCUCCCACAAGUUAUUGGUACCUGCAAAAUUUCGAUUUGCCAGGAAUGGUCGAGUCGGUUGAUUGGAUCAAUCUUAUGACUUAUGAUCUCCACGGUGUAUGGGAUGCUGAGGAUGUGUAUAUUGGUUCCGAGGUGCUUGCUCAUACCAAUCUUACCGAGAUUGAUCUUGCGCUGGAUUUGUUCUGGCGUGUUGGUAUUGAUCCUUCUGAUAUUGUUAUGGGAUUGGGCUUUUAUGGAAGAUCAUACCAGCUUUCCGAUCCAUCAUGCUGGCAGCCAGGUUGUUCUUUUGUCGCUGCUGGAGCUGCAGGUCCCUGCACCCAAACUCCUGGAAUCUUGUCUUACCGAGAGGUGAUGCAGAUUAUAACAGACACUGGUGCAGCACCUUAUACUGAUGAAACUGCUGCUGUCCAGUAUAUGGUGUAUGGAGAUAACAACUGGGUCUCCUAUGAUAAUGCCCUCACUUGGGCUGCGAAGAUCGAGUAUGCGAACGAGAUGGGACUCUCAGGGCUCAUGGUUUGGGCCAUUGAUCUAGACGAUGCGAAUCAUGAUGCUCUUAAUGCUAUCACAGAUAGUUCUUUACUGAGCGAUUCUGGUGUAACAUUUUCACUGGUUCCCCUUGAUUAUUUGUUUCCCAGCGAUCUCCUUCCUUCCAAUGACAGCACAAUCAAUUAUGGCCUUAUAAACUUCGGUUCCGGGGCUGCUACCGGUUCAAUGGAUCCUGGCGCGACUGGAUUUGGUUUUAUGAUUGUUUCUGGCGAUUCUUCUUCAGUUUCAAAUCUGAAAAAGCGUGAUGGUAUGGCAGAACCAUUUGUAUUUCUUGACUGUCCAAGCAAUGUCCACGAGGAUGACAGCAGUCUGGUUCAUACAGCUAGAGUUGUUUGCCUUAGCCUUGAUCUUAAAGGGUGUUUCCAAGUAUUGGAAGGGGGAGUUGAGGGAACAAUUGUUGAGAUGCCAGACAAUUGCGCCGAAAACACAUUUGCUAGGGCAAUAUCUCUUGAAGUUUCCAAAGAUCAACAUGUGGCUCAAGAUGCUAUAGGAAAAAGGGCGCCCACUUCGAAAGUCUAUGACUUCAAAUUCGACUUUAAUAUGGAACUCGCCAAGAGAGAUACAGAUACCCCCACUACCUUCCGCAUCGACAUUUGUAAUUUGCCGACAUAUUGGAACAGCAUUGUUGAUGCUCCGGGCAUUCAAUCCCGCGAUCUCAAUAAUCUCGAGGCUCGUUACUUUGCACCCACGGCUUCAACAUGGCAGGAAAAGAUGGUAGAGUACUAUGCCACGUUCGGCGUGGACAAUUCUUUCGAGCAGACUAUCAACGUGGAUCUUACUAGGGCUCUGUUUUGGGAAACAACUUCCACGGCCCAGUGUAAUGUGGACGGCGAAGAUUUCACGGAGGGUAUAGCGGCUUAUGUUUCUGGAAAUGUGAAAUCUAACAUGUUUUACGGUUUCUCCAUGAUUGGAACUGUGGAAAGCACGGGUCUAGCGAUUGAGCCCUCUCAGACUAGUGGGUUCAUAUCAGUUACAGGUAGCACGGACUUAACGUUCGGUGUGGGUGGUGUUGGCAACUUUGACAUAGGGAAAGCAAACAAAGGUAAUCCCGCUGUGGUUCAAGGCACACCCUCGUACGUUGGUGGCAAUACGGUCGAUGUAGACGGUGGAAACUGGGUCACCUUCAAACCAUACUACGAAAUCGAUUACGAGGUCGCAACAUUCAAUGCAUCAACCGGUGAUAGUGAUGCGAACUCUGCCGCCGGUGCUACAGCUCCAUUUGAUGGGCUGUUAGAAGCACGCGUUGUUACGGACCUUGGUCAAUUCACAGCCUCUUUCCCGCCAAAUAUGUCGGAUACUUCCAAUACUCCUUUCCCUUAUAAUGGCGAGCGAAACAUAAAUCAAAUCAGUAUUCCAACCACAAAUGUCAUGUAUGACAGUUCGGGGGCUGGUGGAUCUAUAGGGAUUGCCAAUUAUGUCAGAUUUGGUGUCGAAAUUGACGUGGGAUGGAGAUUAUCAAAGUUUGUGACUACUGCACAAGAGUCGGAGUUGGUUGAUUUUCAACUCGUUUGGAACACUUUGGCACAAUUCACAUUCACCCCGGACCCCAGUGAAGUUUGCGUUGAGUACGAUAUCGCAACUCAAUGUUUUCAGACAGUCAUAUCGUCAACAGAUAAACUGGAUUGGGAUGAUGGAAUAGUCGACUUGGUUUACGAUCGGCAAUCUCCUGAUUCAUCAGAACUAUGCUAUGCUAUCGAAUUAGAUCUCGGUCAAAAGAAACGGGAUGUAAAUGGCUCUACUGAGAUUACUUCUCGUGUUCCUUCCGGGGGAUUUCCUGGGUUUGGCUAUGCGGCAGGCGGCCCAAUUGACUUUUCUGACGUAUUGAGCCCUGCAGGAGCCGCAAUUUUCGCUAUUGGUGCUGGGGGCACGAUAAUAGGCGCCAUCUCCGCUAUAACAUGCGCUAAUGGUGGGUGUGUAAGUUGUACCGAGACCUCGGAGAAUGAUGGUGAUUGCUGUGGUUGUUUAUGCUUGAGGUGUGUGUACGGGUUCCAAGAUAUAGAUCCGUGCUCAGAAUGUGACACUAUCAAUGUCGAUGGCAGUUGGCCCGGAUCAAACAUCAUCGCCUUACCGGGAAAGCGAGAAAUCGCUGCAAGGGAAAAAAGUUCUAGCGAGUCUAGUAUUGACUAUGGUGAUUCAGUUUUCAUUGGCGACGAGGCUUCACAGUUCGAGGAGCGAGAUGGUGCACAUUUGGUGCCUCGAGUCAACGGCGUUGCAACAAUCAGCAGUAAGGAGGUUACUGGCUGCGGAGGCACCAAGUUCUACCUAGGUCAGCCCUACGCAUACCCAGCUUUCCCCUCCAACCAGGCUUACGACUGGGAUGGCAUUCAAAAUGGAAAAUGGGAUGACAUUGAAAGAUAUUAUGGCAAUAGCUCAGCUGUCUGCUCAGACUGGGGUGUCUUUGCAAAGCCGACCGCCGACACGGUGAAUACUGGCGGCGCCGCUAUCAGAGCUGAUUACCAGACCGAGCAUGUUCUUGAGGGUCAGCUUAUUGGAGACUUUUUCAAAGUUUGGCUAAGUGGUGACGGAGUGACCAAUCAACCAGCAACCGUGAAUAUAUAUCCAAAUCCGCAAAAUCAAGUGCCAUGUGGUUGGACUGAGCAAUACGUACAGAGUACAACCAUAAAAAUGUGGGAUAUAGGCACGACCCUUGAGGGAUCAUUUUUUGGACUUUUACUCUCUGAGUUAGGAAGCACUGCCCAUCUUGAUCGCUUGACUAUCCUCAUGGCAAGACCGAACCUGAUGAAAGGCACCCUUACCUCUGGUUUCAGAGCUAUCAGUCCCGACGUAGGUGCUGCGUAUCGAAGUAUGACAGCGGAAGAGCAACUAUUGGCUGUGAAAGACAUGGGCAUGGUUUUCAGUUACCUAAACAAUGCCGAUGUAUGGGAUCAAUUCUGUGAAACAUUCGAAGCUAUCUAUUCCGAUCUUCAGGAUUUCGAUACCUGGUUUGGUAAUACAGUGCUCACUCAGCUCCCAUCGAAUCUCGCAGCUGAGUGGCCCAACUUCAUUCGUGCAACCUUGGACUCGAUGGUUGUGCGCGCACGAAGUCUUUUUGUUACUUUGUAUGGAAUUAGAGUCGGACAGGGAAAUACAGAUAUUUGGGAAGCGAAUUGGGCAAUCAAUAAUGCGGCCUAUCGUACGAGAAUUCAACUUUCUGGAACAUGUACACAUUUAACUGCGACAACUGUUUAG